This is a messenger RNA of Miscanthus lutarioriparius, 456 nucleotides long. The record is from the annotation of a GenBank genome assembly. Lineage: Eukaryota; Viridiplantae; Streptophyta; Magnoliopsida; Poales; Poaceae.
AUGUUUGGAAGAGGGUCUCCGAGGUUGAAUUUUAUCCAAGUUGUAGCUGUCCAAAGAAAGCCAUCUCCAAAAAUUUCAAGAGAUCAAAAGAAAAAGGCAUCGCCAAAAGCUGUACUUGAUCGUUCAAGAGCAAGUUGGAACACAGGACUUGAAAAGGCUUUGGUUAACCUACUACAUGAUCACAACAAUGACUGUUAUAGGAGUCAGAAUGGGUGGUUCAUAGACACAUGGAACCGAAUCGUCAAAUCAUUCCAUAAGAAGUUCCCCUAUGUCAAAUUUACAAAGGUUCAAAUUCAAUACAAAGAGAAAGAGCUGAAGAGGGAAUAUAGAAUUCUAAAAGAAGCAAGAAAACAAAGCGGUGUGUCAUGGGAUCAUAAGCUGUGCAGGAUUGAAGGAGAUGAAGCUGUUUGGAAGAACGUCAUUACUGAGAGAUUUUUUGUCUCUUGCUCAUAUUAA